AUGGCACCACCGCUGGCCUGCUCGGGCAACACCUCUUGUGGCACGGGGAGAGGUGAUGACGUGCCAGAGGAUGUAGCCGUCGGUCCUGUGGCUGAUGCUGCUGAGGACCUUCCUGGGGGUCCUGCUGAGCAUCUUGCUGAGUAUCUUGCUGGGGAUCCUGCUGUGGAUCCUGCUGUGGAUCCUGCAGUGGAUGCUGCCAACAGUGCUGGACCUGCACCUCUGGAUGUAGUAGGUGACCAGCGUUACCUGGGCCAUGGGAUAUUCGUCCCAGAUCACAAAUUUAUGUCGGCCAAGAAACAUGCCCCAACCGACUCGCGGUUUUGUGGGCUUCUACUUCGCCAGUUGUACACAAACGAGGAGAUGAUAAACAGAAGUGUGACGGGACAACCGUCCCGUCGAAACCUCAAGAAGGGUGCCGAGAAGAGGAAGCCCCUCACUCCUACAAAGGUUGAAGCCGUGAAGGUUGGCUUGACCAAUUACAUCAGAGGAAGAAAAACAGCCGUGGCCGAUGGGGACCGCCUGGACAAACUGAAGACUAUAUUGUCAAACUUUUUUAGUGAAAAAAACAGGCCGGAGAGGGAACCCCGCAAGCCAAAGCCGAAGGCAGGGGCAGAAACUCUGCCGGUGGAGGACCCAGCAGUUUAA
Molecule: messenger RNA, 645 nt
Organism: Ixodes scapularis (black-legged tick)
Lineage: Eukaryota; Metazoa; Arthropoda; Arachnida; Ixodida; Ixodidae
Exons: 5
Coding region: 1-645 (214 amino acids)
Molecular function (GO): DNA binding
Source: RefSeq, a predicted model, not a curated record